GCAGGACCCCGCACUACACCUCCCAGCGGCCCCCGCGCUGCGGCGCUGGCCUGACGUCAUCUAGGCGACGGGGGAGAGCGGGUGCUGGGCCCGGGACCUGUCCAGGCCGUCAUGACCAAGUUGGGACAGUGGCUGUGUGGACUCGCCCUGCUGGGCUCGGCCUGGGCCGCGCUGGCUCUGGCGCCGCCGGGGCUGCAGCUGCCGGUCCCGUUCCGGCAGGCCCUCCUGCCUCUGCCCAUCUACCUGCUGGUAGCCUUCGGUUGCUACUCGCUGGCCACCGUGGGCUACCGCUUGGCCACCUUCAACGACUGCGAGGAGGCGGCCGCGGAGCUGCAGGAGCACAUCAGCGCGGCACGGACAGACUUGCGCCGGCGAGGACUGCGCUUCUGAGCCCAAUAAAGCUGAGGCACUGCG
Pogoniulus pusillus (Red-fronted tinkerbird) is the source of this 414-nucleotide messenger RNA. It is a transcript of the gene DPM3, whose product is annotated as dolichyl-phosphate mannosyltransferase subunit 3, regulatory. Bases 112 to 390 code for a protein of 92 amino acids. Lineage: Eukaryota; Metazoa; Chordata; Aves; Piciformes; Lybiidae. Gene Ontology annotation, biological process: GPI anchor biosynthetic process. Gene Ontology annotation, cellular component: endoplasmic reticulum membrane; dolichol-phosphate-mannose synthase complex. The record is from RefSeq and is a predicted model, not a curated record. The transcript is spliced from 2 exons.